CGCGGCCUUGCUGAGGAAAGGCGAGCAAGACCUGCAGUGUUCUCAUUUCCCGCCAGGUGGCGAAGCAGGAACCGCUUAUGCCGUGUCACAUGAACCUAACGCUGAAACUCGUCCUCGAAUGACCCCCGCCAGGCUGCUCUUCUUGUAGCCAUUCCUCGAGUCUAGUGAGGGGAGUUUUGUGGCGCUUUUGGUUGUAAGAGAAGCAGCCUCCGCCUCCGGAUUCGGUGCAAACAGAGGUUGGUGUCGUAGGCAGGGUUUGCCAGGCAGUAUUUGACUGUACCAGGUACAACCACCACCAGCAGCAAAGAUCGAAAUGUGUUGGGAGGGAGCGUGAUUGCUGGAGAUCUCCCCGAAGGCUGGAGAGAAAAGGCAGGCUCCACCCUGCGCAGGCACGGGGCGGGCGAUGGAGCGAUUGCGUGGUCGCUUCCACAACAAACUAACGGAGUUUCGUAUUAUUAUUGUAUUUUUUUGUUUUUGCCACGGCGAGUAGCACGGGGCUGGGGUUCGCGCGGGUUGUUGGGAACAACGGAUGCUGGCUGUAGUAGGCUGGUUAGUCCGCCUGCCUCUCUGUCUGGGGCUUUCUCUGCCUGCUGCUAGUUCUCGGCUGCUAGUUCUCGGCAGUGUGGAAACAAUCCAGGCGUUUCACGUCCAGCAGCAGAUCCUCAAGGAAGCGAGUCAAACUGCCCGAAAGUGUAUAUUUAGUUCCCAGGAGAUUUCUCUUGUAGCUAAAAUCAGAUUGUCAGGAGGGCUUAACUUGAAGGCAUCUGGUGUCUGUUCUAGGUUUGCAUGAUGGAAUUUAAGUUUGCACAAGAGAGACUGCACAUCUUCUGUUUGUUGACAGAAUACUGCUGACAUUUUCCACGUUUUUCUGUACCCUGGUGUGGUGGUCUUGAUAUUUUGCCCAAGAAAACAUACAAUGGAUCUUAAGGAAAGUUGCCCAAGUGUUAGCAUCCCCAGCUCCGAUGAACACAGAGUGAAGAAAAAGAGAUUUACUGUUUACAAAGUUUUGGUCUCAGUUGGCAGUAAUGAAUGGUUUGUCUUCAGGCGAUAUGCUGAGUUUGAUAAACUGUACAAUACGCUAAGGAAACAAUUUCCCACUAUGAACUUGAAGAUUCCUGCUAAAAGAAUAUUUGGAGACAAUUUUGAUCCAGAUUUCAUUCAACAGAGAAGAACAGGCCUGAAUGAAUUCAUUCAGAAUUUAGUACGGCAGCCGGAACUGUGCAAUCAUCCAGAUGUUAGAGCAUUUCUUCAGAUGGACAAUCCAAAGCACCAGUCUGAUCCAUCUGAAGAUGAGGAUGAAAGAAACAGUCAAAAGCUAAACUCUACCUCACAGAAUAUCAACCUGGGACCAUCUGCAAACCCUCAUGCUAAACCAACAGACUUUGACUUCUUGAAAGUUAUUGGGAAGGGAAGUUUUGGCAAGGUGGUUCUUGCAAAACGAAAACUGGAUGGAAAGUUCUAUGCUGUUAAAGUGCUGCAGAAAAAGAUUGUUCUCAACAGGAAAGAGCAAAAACAUAUUAUGGCUGAACGUAAUGUGCUGUUGAAAAAUGUGAAACAUCCAUUUCUAGUGGGAUUGCAUUAUUCAUUCCAAACUACAGAGAAGCUUUACUUUGUUCUGGAUUUUGUUAAUGGAGGAGAGCUCUUCUUUCAUUUGCAAAAAGAACGGUCCUUUCCUGAACACAGAGCCAGGUUUUAUGCUGCUGAAAUCGCUAGUGCAUUGGGUUACCUGCACUCCAUAAACAUUGUCUACAGGGAUCUGAAACCAGAAAACAUUCUUCUGGAUUCACUGGGACAUGUUGUCUUAACAGAUUUUGGGCUUUGUAAAGAAGGAAUUGCUACUUCUGACACCACAGCAACAUUCUGUGGGACACCGGAGUACCUGGCCCCAGAGGUGAUCAGAAAGCAACCUUAUGAUAACACAGUGGACUGGUGGUGCCUUGGUGCCGUUUUGUAUGAAAUGCUCUAUGGUCUGCCUCCUUUUUACUGUCGUGAUGUCGCGGAGAUGUAUGAAAACAUUCUUCACAAAUCCCUACAAUUAAGGCCUGGCAUCAGUCUUACAGCUUGGUCUAUUUUGGAAGAACUUUUGGAGAAAGACAGGCAAAACAGGCUUGGAGCUAAAGAAGACUUUCUUGAAAUUCAAAGGCACCCCUUCUUUGAGUCUCUCAAUUGGACUGAGCUCCUACAAAAGAAGAUCUCACCGCCAUUUAAUCCUAAUGUGGCUGGCCCAGAUGAUAUCAGAAACUUUGACACAGCAUUUACAGAGGAAAUGGUACCCUAUUCAGUUUGCGUUUCUUCUGACUAUAAUAUUGUAAAUGCCAGUGUGCUGGAAGCAGAUGAUGCAUUCAUUGGAUUUUCUUAUGCACCACCUUCUGAAGACUUAUUUCACUGAUAUUUCUGGAGCUAAGAAGUGCAUCACAAAUCAUCUUUAGAUGGACUGAAAUAUCUUUGAUUGUGAUCUGAUUCUAAAAUAUGUGCAACUAGUGCCUCAUUUGAUAUGUUGAACAAACUUUCUCUGCUGUAAUAUGAGGAACUUGGGCAUUUUGGAUUACUUCCUUAGACUGUUACACCUGCUGCACAACAGUAUGUUUAGAACAAAUACCUGUUGUUAGCUGUUCUUAAUCUUUUUAAGCAAGGAUGCUGACUGUUUUCCCUCCAGUUUACAUUAACAUCUCCAGAAUUGGCUGUCUUUAAUAGCAGCACACUUAGCACAUUUAAAUGCCUUUUCAACUGUCUAGGGCAUCUUUGUGCUUGAAAUGUUACUAUGCAAUUAUUUAUGUAUAUCAUUGUUCCAAAAAUUGUAAGUUUACCCAGUAUAAUUUUUAAAGCCAAGUUUAUUCCUUCAUUUUUAUUUUCUAACUGUAAUAAGAAGCAAAGAUCUGCAUAACAUUGUUCACUUUAAGGCCAGACUGUGCCACCUUCAGUCAUGGUGGACCCAGAAUUUGAGCCAUUUUCCACUUUACUCAAGUAAUUUGAUUCAUUCCAUUUGUAAAGCCUAGAAAUAUGAGGUAGAACAAGUUAGCCUUAAAAGACCUGUUGAUGACAACACAUCUCAUAAUGACUAUAACUUUUCUCUUCUUGUAGAAGAAGCUAAGUGACUUUUUCCCAAAGAAAUAGAUGAAAAAUGUAUUGCAUUUGUAGAAGGGGAACUUCCUUCCUGUAUCUGGAAUACUAAUAUAUUACAACUUGAUUGUAUUGUAUUAAAAUUUAUACUUGCGAUCUA
Messenger RNA from Hemicordylus capensis (graceful crag lizard), 3220 nucleotides. RefSeq names its product serum/glucocorticoid regulated kinase family member 3 (gene SGK3). The coding region runs from base 917 to 2389 and encodes 490 amino acids. The transcript is spliced from 18 exons. Gene Ontology annotation, biological process: protein phosphorylation. Gene Ontology annotation, molecular function: phosphatidylinositol binding; protein serine/threonine kinase activity; ATP binding. NCBI's taxonomy places the organism in Eukaryota, Metazoa, Chordata, Lepidosauria, Squamata, Cordylidae. The record is from RefSeq and is a predicted model, not a curated record.